Molecule: messenger RNA, 1490 nt
Organism: Rhinolophus ferrumequinum (greater horseshoe bat)
Lineage: Eukaryota; Metazoa; Chordata; Mammalia; Chiroptera; Rhinolophidae
Gene: PSAT1
Product: phosphoserine aminotransferase 1
Exons: 9
Coding region: 96-1208 (370 amino acids)
Biological process (GO): L-serine biosynthetic process
Cellular component (GO): cytoplasm
Molecular function (GO): O-phospho-L-serine:2-oxoglutarate transaminase activity; pyridoxal phosphate binding
Source: RefSeq, a predicted model, not a curated record
CGCUGGAAGAGGGCAGAGAGUCCGCGCCGGGGACAGACUCGCGCUGCCCACGCGUAGGUCCUUUCCGGCAGGCUAGCGGUCUGCCCUCUCGCACCAUGGACGUCCCGAGGCAUGUGGUCAACUUCGGACCGGGGCCCGCCAAGCUGCCACUCUCGGUAUUGUUAGAGAUCCAAAAAGAAUUAUUAGACUACAAAGGCAUUGGGAUUAGUGUUCUUGAAAUGAGCCACAGGUCAUCAGAUUUUGCUAAGAUUCUUAACAACACAGAGAAUCUUGUGCGGGAAUUGCUUGCCGUUCCAGACAACUACAAGGUGAUUUUUGUGCAAGGAGGUGGGUCUGGCCAGUUCAGUGCCGUGCCCUUAAAUCUGAUUGGCCUGAAAGCAGGAAGGUGUGCCGACUAUGUGGUGACAGGAGCUUGGUCAGCUAAAGCAGCAGAAGAAGCCAAGAAGUUUGGAACUGUGAAUAUUGUCCACCCUAAACUUGGGAGUUACACGAAAAUUGUGGACCCAAGCACCUGGACCCUCAACCCGGAUGCCUCCUAUGUGUAUUACUGCGCCAACGAGACUGUGCACGGCGUGGAGUUUGACUUUAUCCCUGAUGUCAGGGGAGCAGUGCUGGUUUGUGAUAUGUCCUCAAACUUCCUAUCCAAGCCAGUGGACGUUUCCAAGUUCGGUGUGAUUUUUGCUGGUGCGCAGAAGAACGUUGGCUCUGCAGGGGUCACAGUGGUGAUCAUCCGCGAUGACCUGCUAGGGUUCGCCCUCAAAGAGUGCCCCUCGAUCCUGGAGUACAAAGUGCAGGCCGGAAACAGCUCCUUGUACAACACACCUCCCUGCUUCAGCAUCUACGUCAUGGGCUUGGUUCUGGAGUGGAUUAAGAACAACGGCGGUGCAGCAGCCAUGGAGAAGCUUAGCUCCAUCAAAUCGCAAAUGAUUUAUGAUAUUAUUGAUAAUUCUCAAGGAUUCUAUGUAUGUCCAGUGGAGCCCCAGAAUAGAAGCAAGAUGAAUAUUCCAUUUCGCAUUGGCAAUGCCAAAGGAGACGAUGCUUUAGAAAAAAGAUUUCUCGAUAAAGCUCUUGAUCUCAAUAUGAUCUCCUUGAAAGGGCAUAGGUCUGUGGGAGGCAUUCGCGCCUCUCUGUAUAAUGCCGUCACAAUCGAGGAUGUUCAGGAGCUGGCAACCUUCAUGAGGAAUUUUUUGGAGAUGCAUCAACUAUGAACACAUCCUCACCAACGUAUACUUUGCCCUUGAACAUGUACAAAAUUUAAAGUAACUUAGCAAUGGCUUCAAAAACUUAAACGUGAUAUUUUUCUCAGAGGAACAUGCUUAUAGAUUUUUCCCCCCUCAAAUAACAGCAGAACAUCCACAGCUCUGCAAAGCUGGUGGGACAUAUCAGACAACUUAAUUUUGACUUAAACUGGAAGCAUUUGAAAUAUCUUCCUUUAGCUUUUCUAACGAUUCUAGUUUAGGUUGUCUUUACUGCUACUUUUUCUAGCUAGA